UCAAAGCUGAUCCUGCUUUGAUCGAUGGAAUGGAUUAUAAAGUCAUCAAGAACGAAUGGCCUUAUGCUAUAGAUCAUGGUUAUCAACAUAUGAUCGUUUGGAGUAGAUUGAAACUUUUGAAUCCAGGAUUAUCUAAAUCACCUACACAAUGGCAUCUUGCACUUGAACAAGGUUUAUCAGGUUUUGUCAAUCUAUCUGAAGGAAUGAAACGAAGACUUCAUAGCUUUAAUCUUUUAAACAAGUUAAAAUCUUCGGAUUCUGAUGAUAAUCUUGAUCAUCAUUCAAAUCCAUUGGCCAUUGAAAUGAUCAAGUUUAUUAAGAAUCGUUGGUUUGGUUAUGAAGAUUUAAUGUGGUUUUUAAAUCCAGUUCAACUUCAAUCUUGUCCUGAUUUACCACAUUUCCAUGUCUUUGUUAAAACUCAAGGUUGGUCAGAAUGGUAAAUUGGAUUACUUUAGAAAAACAACUCAUUCAAAUCUUUUGUUAUUUAUCCUUUCAAGGAGAGGAAUGUUGAACCUUUUUUUUUACUAAGAACACGUCAUGAUUCUUGUAUUUUAUUUGUAAGACUAUUUCAUCUAUUUGGUUCAUGUAUAAUUAUUUGUUCAGAUAGAUUAUGACCCUUUCAUAAACGAUAAAUAAUCAAGAGAUUAGCUUAGACAGUUAAACUUGGUACAGCUAAUUAUAUCUCCUCGUGGUACUUCUCCCUUCUUCGACUUUCUCAUAUUCCAAUUCAUUGUAUUUCUUUGGUUGUUAAUAUAAUUACAAAAUGAUUUUG
Melampsora larici-populina 98AG31 is the source of this 772-nucleotide messenger RNA. RefSeq lists its product as uncharacterized. The transcript has 2 exons. Gene Ontology annotation, cellular component: cytoplasm. The coding region runs from base 30 to 440 and encodes 136 amino acids. NCBI's taxonomy places the organism in Eukaryota, Fungi, Basidiomycota, Pucciniomycetes, Pucciniales, Melampsoraceae. The record is from RefSeq and is a predicted model, not a curated record. Gene Ontology annotation, biological process: N-acetylglucosamine metabolic process.